Messenger RNA from Pseudovirgaria hyperparasitica, 1264 nucleotides. RefSeq names its product mitochondrial carrier. Gene Ontology annotation, biological process: mitochondrial citrate transmembrane transport. The transcript is spliced from 2 exons. The coding region runs from base 181 to 1077 and encodes 298 amino acids. The record is from RefSeq and is a predicted model, not a curated record. Lineage: Eukaryota; Fungi; Ascomycota; Dothideomycetes; Acrospermales; Acrospermaceae.
GACAUGUCAAUACAAGAGAUUGGUAGCGGAGGAUCGUUCGUUGUUAAGAUAGCUGCUGUGUUCAAAGUGUCGAUACAGCCCUUAUCAAUAACAGAAACCAUUCAUUGUUGUUGCUGCUGUGUGACGAUUGGAUGAAACGAGCCAUAACAGAGAAACACGUACAAGAAGAAGGUAUCCAAAAUGCCUAAAGACGAAAAAGCACACACAUCUCCGUAUGUCUCCAUCAUAUCAGGCGGCGUUGCUGGCGGUAUCGAGGCCUUUUCGACAUAUCCAUUCGAAUUUACGAAGACCCGCGUGCAGCUUCAUCAAGAGAAAGGCAUAUCACAAAAACUCCCCAGAAAUCCAUACAAGAUAGCAUUCCAAUUAUAUCGAGAUGAGGGCCUGCGGGCUAUGUACAAGGGUUGUGGGUCCCUUGUUGUUGGCAGUAUCGCGAAGGAUGCUGUGCGCUUUCUAUCCUUCGACACGGUCAAGAACGCUUUCAAAGAUCCAGAGACAGGAACACUAUCACCACUGAGGAAUAUGCUUGGUGGCAUGGUAUCUGGUGUUGUUGCAUCAAUUUUUGCCGUUACGCCGACAGAGCGACUCAAAACCGCGCUCAUAGACGAUGCAAGAGGAGCGAAACGUUACAAGAAUGGCGUGCAUGCUAUCCAGUUAAUUAUCAAAGAAGACGGCCUUAAAGGGCUGUACCGUGGCUUUGUCGGAACUACAUUAAAGCAAGCUGGCGCAACAUCUUUCCGCAUGGGCAGUUACAAUAUCAUCAAAGAUUAUGAGCGAACGAAAGGCAUCACUCAGAAUACGGCAGUCAACUUCAUCAACGGAAGCAUAGCCGGUAUUAUAACCACAGUGUCAACUCAACCAUUCGACGUCAUCAAGACAAGAAGUCAGACUGCAAAGGUUACCACGACAAAGCAAGCCAUAGCAAGUGUGAUGAAGUACGACGGCAUCAAAGGAUUCUGGAGAGGGACAGUAAUGCGGCUAAGUCGGACUGUUUUCAGUGGUGGUAUCCUCUUUACAUCUGCGGAAGCUGUUGCUAAGAUUAUAGACCCCUUAUUCACACAGCAAACUGAAUUAGAUUAGAUGGAAUAGAUGGCUGCUCCGUAGAAUGAAGAGCAAUAUUUUAGACUUUCGAACGCUGUUGGAGAAAUGAGAUCGAAAGUCUAUUUUGUUUGGCUGGGAAGGAUGGUAAGACUCUCAUACUAGAAAAGAUGGCCGAGAGGUUGUGCUCAAUACAGGCGAGCGGAACCCUUACGAUGGUUGUCGUUCA